Messenger RNA from Tetrahymena thermophila SB210, 909 nucleotides. RefSeq lists its product as hypothetical. Lineage: Eukaryota; Ciliophora; Oligohymenophorea; Hymenostomatida; Tetrahymenidae. The record is from RefSeq and is a predicted model, not a curated record. The transcript is spliced from 4 exons.
GAUAAUUAAAAUUAAUAAAAACUAAUAAAACUUAUAUCUGCUAGCAAUAUUUAUAAAAAGUAUUAACAAUUAAUAAUUUCAGAAUAAUUUUCAAUUCAUUCAUAUUUUAGAAUGUAGCAUGAUAAGAGUAUGCAGAAUAAACAGUUUUUAAAGGAAGAAUUAUCUUAAUACUUAAAAGAGAAAAAGCAACUUUCUUAGUUUUCUUAUAAUUUGAGAGCUAUUUAAAAUAAAGAUAGCAUUUCAGAGUUCAGAAGAUUUAUCUCAGUUCCUAACAGUUAGCUAACAACAAGCUUAAAUUUAGGUCAGAAUAGCACUAAGCAUUCUUAAGGAUUAUCACCUAAAGUAGAACAAUCCCCAUAUUUGAAAAAUAAUAAAUCGUCAAUCUUUAACUUUUAUAGAAAUGACUCUCUUAUCAACAAGCAUUAAAAGCCAUAGGAUAUUUUUAAAAGUACUAUAAAAUUAAAAACAGAAGGAGUAGAUAUGAUAACUCCAGCAUAUUCACCAAAAAAAGAACCUCUCAAAUAAGAAAGCAAUUAAAAGCAAGAUUAACUAAAACUACCACCAAUUAAUAAUAAAAAAAAAAAUAAGAUAGGUCCUAAUUUAUCUUUAAAUCUAAAACACCUGCUUAUAGAAUCACCAUAUACAAAGCAAAUUAAAAAAUAUGAAAUGAUUUUUUAAAAGAAAGUAUUGUCAAAGAGAAAUCAUAAUUUUGGGAACUCAGUUGAUUAAGUAAAAUUAAGCGAUUAAGAGAAAAAAAGUGAGUAAUAAUCUGUGUAAAUAAAUGAAUAAGUUUAAGAAUAAAAGAAAUAAAUUGAGAGUGAUACUUAAUAAUAUUAACAAUAGGAAUCUGAAGGUGAAAAACACUAAAAUAACUAGCAUGAGAAUUAAGCACAUCAAAAUUCUUAAUGA